This is a messenger RNA of Pieris napi, 893 nucleotides long. RefSeq lists its product as uncharacterized. The coding region runs from base 176 to 787 and encodes 203 amino acids. The transcript has 4 exons. The record is from RefSeq and is a predicted model, not a curated record. NCBI's taxonomy places the organism in Eukaryota, Metazoa, Arthropoda, Insecta, Lepidoptera, Pieridae.
AUCACUUUAAUGAAAUAAUUACGGCUUCAUGUUCAUUAACAACGUAAAUUAAUGUUUGAAUAAUUAAUAUUCAAACAAAUAACAUCAAACGGAGUUAAGCAUUUCUCUUUGGCGUUUAUUAAAUCUCUUAACAUUUUUGUAUUAGAUUAAUCAAAUUCAUGUUUUGAUUUAAAUAAUGUGGAUACAAUUAUUUGCGUUUAUUCUUAUAUUAAAGAAGGUGUUGUGUGAUGAUGAUGAUGAAGAAAAAACACAAAAGACACUUAUAGUUGAGACAACAACUCAGCUAGUUUACGUACACACUGAUAUACCGGCAAGCGAAGUGGAUGCGGCUCUGAACUUAGAUUUUGGGAAUUACACUACCAUGCGCUUUAACUAUAUCAACAGUCAAUUUGACCAUUUGUAUGCGGAAGAGCGUUGUUACGAUGAUUAUAUUAAAUGCUUAUUGACGCAAAUAGCACCGAUGCCGGUAUGCGCCUACCAUAAUAUUCGUGACGUUGAUUGCUUCCUAACUGCCACUUCAUAUUGCGAUGUACACUUUGACAGCUGUAGAAGGACCGUGCGUUUUUGGCGUAUUCUGGACUACGGGACAUGUGAACAACUGAAACAGCGCGCUGUAUAUCCUAAACGCAUAAAGCUCGGUAUCCCUGAGACUUUAAGGGAAUCUUUAGCUAAGACUAAACACUUCUCGGUUAUGUCCUCUCCGCAUUUGGACUAUAGACAUUCUAGAAAGUUCCAAAUACUUAUGGCUAGACGUAAAUUACAAAACAAUGAUAAAAAUAUUUAUUAAUAUUACGGCAUGUUUGUUAUCUGGACCUUCAAAAAUUAUUCUUAAAUUCUUUCUUAUUAUACAUUCAGCUGUAGCCUGUGGUUUCUCUGGAGUUACCUAUGCAUUU